UGAAAAAUCACCACUCUCAUUCUAUUCUCCUUUAGUGGGGCGUUAGUGGCUUUCAUGCGCUCUCUUUAAACAGUCCGUACGUCUUUCUCGUUCUCUUCUUUCCUUUUUCUGCGUAUAUUUUUACAAACUUCCUUGUUGAGAGUCAAAAUCUUCAUGGCUCAUGAUUCAAAUAUUUGAAUAUCGAUCUGUCCAUACAUUAUUAACAUUAAUUAUACGUGAAAACUGUUGUAAAAAAACUAAAAGUUGAAAGCAUGUGGAGAAGUAGUUCAUAUUAUAUGUUGAAACAGACAGUUGCAAGGGCAAAGUCCACCUGCGGGAUCAGUUAUGAACAUGGGUGGUCGACCCGAUUGCUGAGUUCAGUGGGGGAAAACAAGAAUGGGAAUAUAAGUGAAUUAGAGGAGGGAAAGAGGUUGAUGAGAUUGGUGAAUGUGGAGGAGCUCAAGAGGAGGCUGCUAGGGAUGGAUGAGAGUAAUAAAGAGGCUAUUGGGUAUUCGGAGCUGUUGAGAGCGUGUCAGAGUAUUGGUUUGGCCAAGACAAAAGACGAGGCUGUGUCUUUUGCAAGACUUCUUGAUCAAGCCGGAGUUGUUUGGCUAUUCAGGGAUAAAGUUUAUCUUCACCCUCAUAAGGUAGUUGAUGAAAUUAGAAGGGCAGUACCUCUAGCACUUCUACCUGAAGAUGACCCUACAAAAGAUGAGCUAAAGAAUCUGCAGGAAAAGAAGGAUAAAAUUGAUGAGCUUGCACAUAAGCAGGUUCGCCGCAUUUUGUGGACCGGAAUGGGAGCUGGUCUUUUACAGAUUGGCCUCUUCUUCCGCCUUACCUUCUGGGAAUUCUCUUGGGAUGUAAUGGAACCAAUUGCGUUUUUCGGUACUGCUACUGGGGCAAUACUAGGUUAUGCUUACUUCCUCUUCACUUCAAGAGACCCAACAUACCAAGAUCUGUUGAAGAGGCUUUUUUGUUCAAGGCAAAGGAAGCUCAUCCAACAGAAUAAUUUUGACAUUCACAGGUUUGUCGAGUUACAAAGAAAAUGCAAAUUACCCAUCAAUGGCCAAGCCUCGUUGAAAUAUCGGUUAGGAAUUGAACUGGAACCAGAGGAUCUUUUACAUGGUCACUGAAACACAUCAAGGCAAGCCCUUCAUUUUCUCAGAGGAGGCUGAAAAUAUUUGAGCUGUUUAAUCUUGU
Messenger RNA from Lycium ferocissimum, 1179 nucleotides. Its product is annotated as calcium uniporter protein 5, mitochondrial-like. Gene Ontology annotation, molecular function: calcium channel activity; uniporter activity. The transcript is spliced from 2 exons. NCBI's taxonomy places the organism in Eukaryota, Viridiplantae, Streptophyta, Magnoliopsida, Solanales, Solanaceae. Bases 252 to 1112 code for a protein of 286 amino acids. The record is from RefSeq and is a predicted model, not a curated record. Gene Ontology annotation, cellular component: uniplex complex; mitochondrial inner membrane. Gene Ontology annotation, biological process: calcium import into the mitochondrion; mitochondrial calcium ion homeostasis.